AUGCUGACGAACGAUGUAUCCAGCGAUAUAGAAAAGAUAAUAAAGACACAGCCGGCUGUAGUGAAUCCGCCAGGAGACGAUUAUUUUGGUCGCGGAGAUCUUCCUGGAAAACUUUCGGCUUUCGAGAAGCUAAUACGUCAUGCCAUAUCUAGAUUCUCCAUGGAUCGCGUAUAUGACCUUCUUAGGAUUGUGACGACGGAGCUGAGGACUCAAACGGCCGCAGAGGAAGCGGCGGCAGCUGCGGCAGCGGCCGCUGUAGCAGCCAAAGAGGAGGAAGAGACAGGGACGACCGAAGGCAAUAAUGAUGACGAAGUUGACAAGGAUGUAGACAGUGAAAAUAACGAAGAAAACAAUAGUUCUUCGACAAAGGAUGUAGACAAUAAAAGUGUUAAAAGUGAUAAUUCAAGUAAAAGCUCUGAUCGAGCUUCCGGGAAGUCGGCAAAAAGUAACGAUAGCUCCGAGGAGAAGACUGAGAAAAUACCCACUAAGAACGAACAUGUCACUAAAAUUGUUAACAUCACUUCUCUAAAGCAAAUACGAGAUGUUAUCAAAAGUCUCGAAACGAAAGAGGCAGGAGGCGGAAAAUUAACUGAUCGCCAAAUUGUUGCCUUGCGGCACUACACAACGUUCGCAAAGGAUGUGGCUUACUUGCGCGAGUCCAAGACGUACUUUUACGAUAACGUUUAUUGGUCUCUUCUCGAAGACUUUUAUGAUCCGAAUGAACCAACAGAGUCCCAAACUACACAGAGUCCAACUGACGAUGAAAAACAAAAUUUAUCCCCCGAUUCUUCAAGGUCAUCCGGACUCCGGAAAAAUAAGAAAGUGAAAAACUCCAGUCGUCUUCCAAAAAAUACCGUAAAGAAGCCAGAAACACCUGCAGAAAACAUCAGGAAACGGAUACACAAUGUUGUUCAUGAUUUAGAGGAAACGAUGACUAAAUGGACCGGGUUGUUGGAUGAAGGAGACCAGAAACUGGAUUAUUUUGACCAAGACAGCCAUCACGAAGUAGUGCACUAUUUGCACUGUGCUCCGUUUGAACUUGUGUUCCGAGUUGUCCCCGAUGUUUUUAUCAAAUGCUACCGAGCACUCGAUUUAGCACGAGAAUGGAUCAAAAUUGCAGAAAAGAUUUAUAAAGGUCGACUUCCUCUCCGGCGAAAAUUACCACGAACUCCAGAUGAUGAAACAGUCGAGCCUGUUAAAGAGGGGGAGAAAAAAGAAGAUGAUCACACAACCGAGGAGGAAGAAAGACAGUCCGUGGAGGCUACAACAAAAAUAUAUGCAAAUCACAUGGAGAAAAUAAAAACAAGGAUUGCCAAUGUUAGCGAAUUGCUUAAAUGUCAUGAAAAUGAUAUGACAGAACUGGCACAAGAAAUGAAAGUAUUGAAAGCCAGGGAAGAUAGAGUUGAUAAACUAAAUGCUAAUUUUGAACGAGCGGAUAGCAAACUACAGACAGCGCAAAAAGAAUUCUCAAAGUAUCUUAAUGAAAGACAGAAAACAAUUGAUGAAAUCGCAGACAUACCACCGGGAAGUUUGCAACAUUCGGAAUUGUCUAAACGAGCAGAAAAGCUUGAUAGGGAAUUAACAAAGAGACAGAUAGAAUUAGGUUUGUUAGAGUAUCAGAAAUCUGUACUUCAGGAAGAUUUCCUUUUAGAACUGGAAUUGCGUCCAAAUUUUAUUCAUUUUGUCGGCGACGUUCAAGGAAAAAUCACAGAUAUCAAGACAGAUGUUCACAAAAAGAAAAACGAAAAAGAAAAUCUUGAAAAGCAGUUAACGCUGAUGACAUCAAAUACUGAUAAGGUCAAGGCCGUCAUGGCUGAAUACCUCGGUCGUGAGCCUAAUGAUGCUGAUAUGGAAAUCGCUGUUAAGCUUGCGAGUGUAGGAGAGGAAGGUGAUGAUGACGACGAACCCAAAGAAAACGACCUAAUACGUGAAGAUGACACGGACAAUUGGCAAAAAGAGACGGAUAAUUAUGAUUCUGAUGGAACUGUUAGCUUAGAAUCUGAUCAGAGUUUUGUGUCUGUAUCUGACGAUGUUGAUCUCACAGAAUUUCUCCCAUCAAAUGUUGUAUUCGGGGAAGUGUCGUCUGCUGACAGAAAAAUGUCAGAAAAGAUGAGUGGUUCUAAAGUUUUAACUAAAAGGAAAACUUUCAUACCUCAAUCUUCACAGCAGUUUUCUGAUGCGAUGCGAGUUCUAUCCCCGAAUAGUAACACUAAAUCUCAACGAGGUUACGCUGGACCAAAAAAACUGAAGCCUCACUCUAAAGUGUAUAAACAAAUGCAUGCCACCGCCACGAGUUACAGACCAUCAUGA
Ylistrum balloti is the source of this 2310-nucleotide messenger RNA. RefSeq lists its product as uncharacterized. NCBI's taxonomy places the organism in Eukaryota, Metazoa, Mollusca, Bivalvia, Pectinida, Pectinidae. The record is from RefSeq and is a predicted model, not a curated record. The coding region runs from base 1 to 2310 and encodes 769 amino acids. The transcript is spliced from 2 exons.